CCCUCGAGCAAGUCGGGGUGAUACGCUCUGGGUGUCCUCACCCGUGACUGAUCGGCAGGUCCGAUUGCGACCGAGCGUCUCUUCGCUGUGGUGGGGCCGUCAUCAGUGCGACUGAUGUCAUGUUCGGGCUCAUGCUUGUGGUCGAGCGAUUGCAAAGCCCGGCAAUUGACCCACCCAAUUGUCGCCGAGCACAUUGAAGUUCAAAUCUCAUCAGUGUGAGUCGAUCAGGUACGAAAUACGUUUGCCUGCACCUGACAGCAAGCACCCUGUUCCCGCCGAUCAUCGCACCUCGUGAUGCUUGCAGACGUGGAGAGCGCGCCGGCAUGCAUGUUCUUUGCAGAUCAGUCCGACGCCUUUUUGGCAUGAACUUGCAAAGUGCUCGGCGGGCUAUACAGGAACUACAAAGACUACGAAGACUGUCCACUGCGAGAAUGCGUGAGCCUCUGGUCUACUCGACUCAAACCGUGCAUGAAGCAGCACAUGCUCAUGCCUGCUUUCCUUCCUCACCUUUUGAUAUUCUCAAGAGGCGAGAAAGACGUGGUGUCGCCCAGUCCACUUCGCCCUCUAUGUCGUCUGACCUCGCUUCAACUUUGCCUAGAAAGCUACGCGGCUUCCAUCCCGUGAGAUUCGUGAUUCAGCUUUCAGGCGCACAGAUUAUACGUUUCUGCUCACGAUUGCAAUGUCAAUUCGACCACGUCAAAAGUACUGUACAGCAGCAGCAGCAGCAGCAGCAGCAGAGCGAAAUGCGCAUCCCCUUCAAGUUCCAAAAAUUGCCCAACAUGCUGAUCCUUUUUUCAAUCCUCGAAUCUGUGUUUUGCCAAAUCUGACGAUGCGCUCCUGCUUGCUUCCCGUGACGUCGCGAGCGGGUGAGUUUGCAGAAGCUCAGUGCUGCUGCUCCACAGCACGCUUGGCGCUCUCUUGCUGCAGAGA
Molecule: messenger RNA, 930 nt
Organism: Ceraceosorus guamensis
Lineage: Eukaryota; Fungi; Basidiomycota; Exobasidiomycetes; Ceraceosorales; Ceraceosoraceae
Exons: 1
Coding region: 324-827 (167 amino acids)
Source: RefSeq, a predicted model, not a curated record